GAGCAAGAGUCGGAGACAACAGCCUCAGACACAUCAGCGUUCGAAUACAGAAAUGAUGGCUAUAUUGAACUUGUUCUCAAGGUUAUGGCCAGAAUGUGUGACGGACAAAACAAGCAUCUGCAGGACUACUUGAGAGAGCAGCCAGACAAUGUCAAGUCAUUUGACAUCAUUGCUGAGGUGACUCGUUUCCUGAAUGUCGUCUACUCGAACAUCAACAGCAAAAACAUAGAACUUGUAAUACAGCUCUUCCAGACCAUGAAUGAAUUCACAGCUGGCAACCAGGAGAACAGAGUUGUGAUCUACGACAAUAAGAUCAUUGACUACAUCAACUUUAUCUUGAGAUCUGGCGAGUUCUCAGAUUGUUCUACACUGAAGAGUCUGGAGCUGAGAAAAAGUAUCUCCAACCUUGUGAUGAGCUUGAUAGAAGAAAACGGCCCAGGAGCAACAGAUGUGGCUUUGGAAGUCAAGGAUACGCUAGAUAAGAAAGCAGUCCUGGAGCUCAUGGCAAAGUGCUAUGAACACCAUCAGACAGACAAGACUAAAAUCAUGGAACUGAAAGCGCUGGAAGAAGCUAUGGCAGACCCACUUGGAUCCCAGGCAAAGCUAACAUCCCAUGGUAACCUUAAAAAGGGGAAGAAACUCCUAAAAGGUGUUAUGACAAAACAGAAGGAAGAAUUCGGUGAACAGUACAUGGAUGUGGGCUUCAGUUUGUAUCUGAUCUUGGCACGAAUGUGGGACAUUGAUGCCAAGCUGCUGGAAUAUCUAAGAAUGACCCCUCUCCAGGCAAAAGCCUUCAAUUUCUCCAAUAUUAUCAUCAUCAUCAUCAUGUGCCGUAAACAAAGAUAUUCAACUCACUCUAAUGUACUCCUCUACCAGCGCGUGUUGCGAGAGGAAGUCAAAGAGAAGCUGAAAUGGGGAGUGGAUCGGUCAUCGCCCAGCAACAAGAUCAGAGAUCUCAUGGGGUGGACCAAAGACAUCAUGAAGGACAUUGCUUACCAGCAAAAGAUUCUUAGGAACCCGGUAGCCAUUUUAUUGACAAAGGGGUGGCUGGUGUGGAACCACCUGGUGACUAUUCUAAGUUUUGCCAUCAACAUUCUCAUGCUGGUCACUUGGAAAGCUAAAGGCUCGUUAGAGACGCCUGGGAUCAUGACCAACAUGACUGUAGUUCCUCCAGUGCUCAGAGA
Candidula unifasciata is the source of this 1184-nucleotide messenger RNA. NCBI's taxonomy places the organism in Eukaryota, Metazoa, Mollusca, Gastropoda, Stylommatophora, Geomitridae. The record is from the annotation of a GenBank genome assembly.